Messenger RNA from Megalops cyprinoides (Indo-Pacific tarpon), 2208 nucleotides. Its product is annotated as serine/threonine-protein phosphatase 2B catalytic subunit gamma isoform-like. The transcript has 14 exons. Lineage: Eukaryota; Metazoa; Chordata; Actinopteri; Elopiformes; Megalopidae. The coding region runs from base 602 to 2143 and encodes 513 amino acids. Gene Ontology annotation, biological process: calcineurin-mediated signaling. Gene Ontology annotation, molecular function: calmodulin binding; calmodulin-dependent protein phosphatase activity. The record is from RefSeq and is a predicted model, not a curated record. Gene Ontology annotation, cellular component: calcineurin complex; cytoplasm.
UCCGAAAGAACACGGAGGGAGAGUGGAAGACAUAGCUGACUAGCUAGCGAGGUAGAAGGGGGGAAAUAUUCGCAAACACAGGCCGAAAAAACACCAAAAAUAUUAUUGAGGACAAAGCGGCAACGGAAUACCCUGUCAUCGAAACUAACAUUCUGUCUUGGAAAAGUAGAAAAUCGGAAUUGUAAAACCGUUUUUUCUUCCCGGGCUUUGUUUAUUUUAGUUUGUUGACUUGGUUAGCAAGAUAGCUAAUUUUGUGGCAGAAACUGACAGCGGCUGGAUAGCGACCCAACGAAGGAGUCGGUGGACUGAAACCGAGUUAAUGUUAACGAGCUGCCGAGCUAUCUAGCUACGUAUAAAAUAAUUUCGGUGAUAAAGCGGGCUCCCCCUUUCCCCUUCCCCUCCAGGGUUUUACCUUCCAACCCAGCUAGCUAGCAGGAACUCCCAUUUUGGGCUGUCCUGCUUUGCUGGUUUUGAAUUUGGGGGUAGCUAGCUAGCUAGCUAGUUGGCAAAAAUAAAGUCGUUUUAGAGCGAGCCACUUUGCGACUUCACAGAGGAAUUAACCAUCUUUGCAGCCCUAAAGGUGAGACGAGGUGAAGCGAAAAUGUCAGGCAAAGACCAGAACAAACAGUCCACGACCGAACGACUUAUUAAAGCGGUGCCCUUCCCGCCACACCAGCGGCUCUCCAUGAAGGAGCUGUUCGAGGACGGCAAGCCCAAGGUGGAGGUGCUGAAGAGCCACCUGGUGAAAGAGGGCCGCCUGGAGGAGGACGUGGCCCUGCGGAUCAUCAACGACGGAGCCAACAUCCUGCGCCAGGAGAAGUGCAUGCUGGAGGUGGAGGCGCCGAUCACAGUGUGCGGUGACGUCCAUGGCCAAUUCUUUGAUCUGAUGAAGCUAUUUGAAGUGGGGGGCUCACCCAACAACACGCGCUAUCUCUUCCUGGGGGACUACGUAGACCGAGGCUACUUCAGCAUUGAGUGCGUGCUUUACCUGUGGGCCCUCAAGAUCAACCACCCCACCACUCUCUUUCUCCUCAGAGGCAACCACGAGUGCCGGCAUCUCACAGAGUACUUCACCUUCAAACAGGAGUGUAAAAUCAAGUAUUCGGAGCGGGUGUACGACGCCUGCAUGGAGGCGUUCGACUGCCUCCCCCUCGCCGCCCUCCUCAACCAGCAGUUCCUGUGCGUGCACGGUGGCCUGUCGCCAGAGAUCAACUGCCUAGAUGACAUCAGGAAAUUAGACAGGUUCAAGGAGCCGCCAGCGUUCGGCCCCAUGUGCGACCUGCUGUGGUCAGACCCUGGGGAGGACUACGGAAGCGAGAAGACAGCAGAACACUUCAACCACAACUCCGUGAGGGGCUGCUCCUAUUUCUACAGUUACCCGGCGAUAUGUGACUUUUUGCUAAACAAUAACUUGUUGUCAGUAAUAAGAGCACAUGAAGCUCAGGAUGCAGGGUACCGAAUGUACAGGAAAAGCCAGACGACAGGUUUCCCCUCAUUAAUUACAAUCUUCUCAGCACCAAACUACCUAGACGUCUACAACAACAAAGCUGCUGUGUUGAAAUACGAGAACAACGUCAUGAACAUCCGACAGUUCAACUGCUCCCCCCACCCGUACUGGCUGCCCAACUUCAUGGACGUCUUCACGUGGUCCCUGCCCUUUGUAGGGGAGAAAGUGACAGAGAUGCUGGUAAACGUGCUGAACAUCUGCUCUGAUGACGAGCUCAUGUCCGAGGGAGACGACACAUGCGAAGGUGGCACCCCAGCUGUGCGGAAGGAGGUCAUCCGGAACAAGAUCCGCGCCAUUGGGAAGAUGGCCCGAGUCUUCUCUGUGCUCAGAGAGGAGAGCGAGAGCGUGCUGCAGCUGAAAGGACUGACCCCCACUGGGACGUUGCCCCUGGGAGUGCUGUCAGGCGGCCGGCAGACCCUGCAGAGCGCCACCAUAGAAGCAGAAGAGGCACGAGCCAUCCAAGGCUUCUCUCCCCAGCACAAGAUCCGGAGCUUCGAGGAGGCGCGUGGCCUGGACCGGAUAAACGAGCGCAUGCCCCCGCGCAAGGACGGCCAGCAGCCGGACGGAACCUCCCUCAACUCCCUCAACGCCACCAACUCCCCCGACAAGAACGGCACGGAUGCCCCGGCGCAGUAAUCCCCCCACCUCCCACAAUUCCCGCUUCCCCUCUCUUUCUCUCUCUCUCUCUCUUUUUCUCUCUC